Messenger RNA from Poecilia latipinna (sailfin molly), 1360 nucleotides. It is a transcript of the gene coq2, whose product is annotated as coenzyme Q2 4-hydroxybenzoate polyprenyltransferase. Gene Ontology annotation, cellular component: mitochondrial inner membrane. Gene Ontology annotation, biological process: ubiquinone biosynthetic process. The record is from RefSeq and is a predicted model, not a curated record. The transcript is spliced from 7 exons. The coding region runs from base 25 to 1167 and encodes 380 amino acids. NCBI's taxonomy places the organism in Eukaryota, Metazoa, Chordata, Actinopteri, Cyprinodontiformes, Poeciliidae. Gene Ontology annotation, molecular function: 4-hydroxybenzoate polyprenyltransferase activity.
UGCAGCUGACCGAAGAGAAACGUCAUGAUCCCUAACAGGCUGAGCAGCCGGUUAACUCUGACGGCCUUAAGAUGGACCGCUGUGAGUCGGACCUGUCCCCCGUCCUGUCUCUCCACCUUGUCCAACUGCUUCCUGCAAAACCAAACAGCGAAGAGUAAAGACGGCUUCCAUUCAGAGUCUGCGGUGCUGAGACGAAUUUUGUGCAGCCAGAGUCGGUUUAAGUUGAGACCCAGAGAAACCCAGCGCAGGUCGUUCAGCCUCUCUGGUGCUAAUGUGGUGAACUCGGCUCCUGCUCAUGUCCAGCCUUACCUGAGACUGAUGAGGCUGGACAAACCCAUCGGAACAUGGCUUCUCUACCUUCCUUGUACGUGGAGCAUCGCCUUGGCAGCGGAGCCUGGAUGCCUCCCGGAUGUCGGGAUGCUUGCCCUGUUUGGUACCGGCGCCUUGCUGAUGAGGGGAGCAGGCUGCACCAUCAACGACAUGUGGGAUAAAGACUUUGACAAACAAGUGGCCAGGACAGCCUGCAGACCGAUCGCAUCAGGGGAGAUUUCACGGAUGCAGGCGCUGGUUUUCCUUGGAGGGCAGCUCUCCCUCGCUCUCUGUGUUCUUCUGUGUCUCAACUACUACAGCAUAGCUCUUGGUGCCUCUUCUCUCUCUCUUGUCAUCACUUACCCACUGAUGAAGAGGAUCACUUACUGGCCACAGCUCGUACUGGGGUUCACUUUUAACUGGGGCGCUCUGCUUGGCUGGGCCGCCGUGAAGGGCUCCUGUGAUUGGUCCGUGUGCCUUCCUCUGUAUUUCUCUGGAGUGAUGUGGACGUUGGUAUAUGACACGAUCUACGCUCAUCAGGAUAAGGAGGACGACGUUAAAGUGGGAGUAAAAUCCACAGCGCUGAUGUUCCAGGAGCGAACCAAACUUUGGCUGAGCGGCUUCACGGCGGCCAUGUUGUCUGGGCUGGUCGUGGCCGGAGUCAACGCCGAGCAGACGCUUCCUUACUACGCCGCGCUGAGCGCUGUGGCCGUUCACCUCGCACGGCAGAUUUACACAGUGGACAUCAACAAAGCAGAAGAUUGCUGGAAACAGUUUAGUUCAAACAGAAACCUGGGACUAAUGUUGUUUUUAGGAAUAGUUGCUGGUAAUUUGUUGAAAGAAUCUAAAGAGAUAUGACUGUAAAAUAAUGGAAACAGUUGGAUUGCACUUAAUGUAUUUUAAAUACUGAAAUGUAUUUAGGGAUUUAUUUUAUGAUCAAUAUGUGCAAUUAUUUUUAUAUUGUAUCAUCAAGGAUGUGAAAUGACAAAUCGCUUAGACUUAUUACUUUGUUUUUGUCUCAAGACAUAAAAUAUGUGGGCUUAACAAAUCA